Molecule: messenger RNA, 861 nt
Organism: Zophobas morio
Lineage: Eukaryota; Metazoa; Arthropoda; Insecta; Coleoptera; Tenebrionidae
Product: serine/threonine-protein phosphatase Pgam5, mitochondrial-like
Exons: 8
Coding region: 1-861 (286 amino acids)
Biological process (GO): peptidyl-threonine dephosphorylation; positive regulation of mitochondrial fission
Cellular component (GO): mitochondrion
Molecular function (GO): protein serine/threonine phosphatase activity
Source: RefSeq, a predicted model, not a curated record
AUGGUGCCUGCUAGAAAUAAACUUUCUUUGGGGCUUGCCUUAUCUAUUGGGGCGUCUGUUGCUGGAGCUUUAGUCUUAUUUUUAGGCCGUAAGAAAAUCUUCGCAGAAAAUCUAGAAAUUUAUAAUGAGUUAUACCCUCAGCAAGUUGUAAAUUCUUCCGUUAAGUUCUUGUCCGAGAAACCCGAUUCGUACUUUUCAAAAUGGGAUUACAACUGGGAUAAAAAAAAUGAGCAUUACGAAAAAAGCAAGCUUAAAGGUCAUAGAAUAAACAAAAAUGUCACUCGCAGCAUUUAUCUUGUGCGUCAUGGGCAGUAUUAUCAAGAUAGAAAAGAUCUUAAGUUAUCUGAAAAGGGAAUCCAGCAAGCAAAGCUCACGGGACAAGCCUUGAGAAGACUUCCUUUUCAUUUUGAUCGUGUCUAUUGCAGUUCACUAACGCGCGCUAAAGAAACGUGCAAUAUCAUUCUUAAAGAACUUUGUUACUUUGAUGAGCGCGAUGUGAACUAUAGCGACUUAUUUUGUGAAGGAUUUCCUGUUGAGCCCGAACCGUCUCCUUCUGCUAUGCUUUGCGACCAAUCAGAAUAUUUCGUGGAGGGUGCCCGGCUAGAGGCUGCUUUCAGACGUCUAUUUAGGAGACCUUCUCCCGACCAACAAGAAACCGUUAACGAACUCUUGGUUGCUCAUGGGAACGUAAUCAGAUUUAUGGUUUGUCGGGCGUUGCAGUUGCCUCCUGAAAUGUGGCUAAGACUUGCGAUCUCCAACUGCGCUGUCACACGAAUUGACAUCGCUAAGUCAGGUCGAGUUACCUUGCGCUUUCUGGGUGAGAUUGGCCACUUGGACCAUCAACUACACUCAUAUAACUGA